UUGCUUCUGGAGAAGCUUAUCGUUCAUCUGCUUCCAAAAAAUGGCGUCAAGAAAAAUUUUCUCCUAAUUUGGAUAAAAUGAGUGAACGUCAAGAUGGCUCUUAUUCAGCUUUACACCAAGUGAUUCACAAUAAAUCUACUUCAAAUUGUUCUGAAGAUGCUUUUUUACAAAUAAAUGCAACAGACUUUAAGCUUCGUCGUUUUAAUUCAACAAAAGCAGUUAAAAUCUUAAUACCGGUAGAAUCUUCUAUUGCUGGUUCCAGUGUCGAAAUUUGGCUUUGUGUUGGUAACGCUCUUAUGGUUAAACACGUUCGUACGGAGAAGGGAAUUUGCGGGCAAAAAAAGCAUGAUAAAUUUGUUUGUUUUUCUCGUGGCAAAUUUGGACAUACUAGAACACUACCAACAGAUGGAUGA
This is a messenger RNA of Meloidogyne enterolobii, 413 nucleotides long. The record is from the annotation of a GenBank genome assembly. NCBI's taxonomy places the organism in Eukaryota, Metazoa, Nematoda, Chromadorea, Rhabditida, Meloidogynidae.